Annulohypoxylon maeteangense is the source of this 1062-nucleotide messenger RNA. RefSeq lists its product as uncharacterized. Bases 1 to 1008 code for a protein of 335 amino acids. NCBI's taxonomy places the organism in Eukaryota, Fungi, Ascomycota, Sordariomycetes, Xylariales, Hypoxylaceae. The record is from RefSeq and is a predicted model, not a curated record. The transcript has 3 exons.
AUGUCUUCAACUUCCAAUGUUCCCAACGAGGCCGAUAUUACAACACUGGUAAUAAGCUUUCUUGUUAUCGUGCUCGCUACCAUCGUUGCAGCGCUACGGUUCUACGUCCGGAUUUUCACGAAAGCCGGAAUAGGGGCCGAUGAUUGGAUGAUUGCAGGUGCCAUUAUAUCGACAAUUGUCACUGCGGCGCUCCUCAUCUGGGCUAAUGUUAUCGAUCCGGGAGCCUCCAACACCACCGACCCGGAUUAUGAGUAUACCGAGAACGAUGUAAUCUCCGCCAAGAUAACUUUUACCAUCCUGGUUCUCUAUUACGCCCUCACUGGCGCCACCAAGUUAGGCAUUCUAUUGAUGUACUUCCGCAUUUUCUCCGUGUACACACGGGUUCGGUACCAGAUAUAUGGCCUGGAAUUCCUAGUCGUUGGGUGGUGGCUUGCAUGCACCAUUGCCUUACUGGCAGGCUGUACCCUCUUCACGGCAAGAUGGGGAAAGGGCGCCGUAGACCCAAACCGAUGUUUCAAUCUCAAUGUCUUCUGGGCUGCUUCUGGAGCGUGCGAGGUAUUUAUAGAUAUCCUAAUCCUCAAUAUACCCAUGAUAAUGGUAGCGAGGAUGAAUUUGCCUCUCAAGCAGAAGCUUUUGGUUACGGGGAUAUUUCUCUUGGGUGGAUUAUCUAUCGCGACCGGGUUAGUGAAAGUCGUUCUUGGGUACUCCCCAGGUACCCGAGAGAUUGAUUACACGACCAAGGUGUGGAGCGCAGUGCAUAGCGGUACAGCCAUCGUUUGCGCCAACUUACCACUUCUCAGACCCCUAUAUAAUAAAUUCGGGGAACAUCUAUCUCAGUGGCGAUAUAAGCACAGCCGUACUUCAUAUGAUAGUUGCAAUCCAUAUGAUAUGGAAAAUAUCAGAGAGCCCUCAAGCGGCACCAGCACAGAAAACCUGCAGUAUCCGAGCCCUUUAGCUUGGAGCAAGGAGAGAACGUGGUCAGAGUCUACCAGAUACGAAAGCGUAUAAGAAAGGUACAGCGGUAAUCGAAAGUAUCAUAUUCUUUCCAACAUGUACAUAUAA